Messenger RNA from Planococcus citri (citrus mealybug), 4724 nucleotides. It is a transcript of the gene lig, whose product is annotated as lingerer. The record is from RefSeq and is a predicted model, not a curated record. Gene Ontology annotation, cellular component: nucleus; cytoplasm. The coding region runs from base 190 to 4053 and encodes 1287 amino acids. Lineage: Eukaryota; Metazoa; Arthropoda; Insecta; Hemiptera; Pseudococcidae. Gene Ontology annotation, molecular function: protein binding. The transcript has 21 exons.
GUUCUGAGGUAGGUAUGUUAUUAUUAAAUUUCUUGGUUUUAUUAAUUUAUUACGACAUGUUCGAUUAAUUCCGUUGUUAGUUAUGAAUAAAUCGGUUCUAUGAUCAAAUUAUCGUAUCUGUAGAAAUUCUCGUCGUCAGGUUUUAUAGUACUGUAAAUACAUUUGUACAUAGUGGGUGUUUGUCACACAAUGAGCAUGGUGAACCGUGCUGCUGGACGCAGUAGCAAAAAUGUUAAAAUAGACACAGCUUCUGUUGCCAAACAACAGAUCACAAUUACAGAAAAUGUCAAAAACACAGAAAAGGAGAAAAAACAGCCAACUCCUGAUCAAAUUAGACUCGCAUCUUUAAUAUCUGAUAAAGGCGAAACGCAGUCGCGAGAAAUACAAGAAAAAUUGGAUAAAAUUAGAGAUGUUACUUGCAAAACAGAAGAUGAAAUCGUCACAGCUUUAUACGAUUGCGAUAAUAACGAAGAAGCGGCUAUUUCAUACUUACUCGAAGGCAAAACAGACGGCUGGUCAACGACAACUAAAAAGAAAAAGAAUCGAGCUGCCAGCGCAUCGAAAAACGACACGGCUGUAAAUAAUUUUAAAGAAAAUACCGACAAUUCCGAAGAAUGGGAUAAAGAUACGUCAACGAAUGCCGCCAACCAAAGCGAUAAAAGUAACCGUGGAUAUCGCGGCCGACGAGGAAGCGGUCCUAGGCCAAAUGAUCGAGGUUCCUACAAUAGAAACAAAUGGCGUGGACGUGAAAACAAAGAAAACGAACGCAACGCCGAAGACGGUAGCUCGAAUAAUGCACCUAGUGGUAGAGAUUUCCGUGGCAGAGGUGAUCGUGUCAUGAACGGACCCUCCAGACUGGGCAGAGGAGGCCGAGGCACCAGAGGCGGUCGCGGACCCGGUACAUCUCGUACGUUUCAAAGUAGAGAUAAUAAUGAUCGAGGAGGUAGUGGCUUCCCUAGAAAUAUCGAUACCUGGAAUAAUCCAGAAACUGAGAAUACUAUUAGUAAAGUCGAUGAAUUCCCCUCGCCCGAAGACUGGGAUAACGAAGAGUACACAGGGUCUUUAGCCGAUAGUAAAGUAUUCACUCCUAGCACAACUGUUGAACCUGAGACUGCCGAUUCAGCGCCCGUUAUCGAAAGUGAGAUUAAAGAAGAAUCGUUAUCGUUACAGAUGUCGAUGCAGUCCUCGCCAAAUGCGCCCAUUCAAUCGAUGGUCGCUGGUACUAAUCAAUUAACGCCGGCCGAACGUCAAUACUUCAAUCAGUUAACGGCACAAGCCAGCGAGAAUCGCCAGAAGCAGGCCCAACAGCAAGCGCAGUCGACCGUACCGCAGCCUUCGCAACAGCCGGCCGGAAUAUCGGCGGGCAAGACACCGUCGCCAGCGCAACAACAGCCGUCGUCUGUGAUAUAUAAUUCGUCUAUUACGUCUCCUCAGCAGCCGUUCAAGUCGCCCGUAACGCAAUCGUUUGCCAGCGUUUCGCAGUCUACGUAUCAAUCGGUGGCGGCGUCUCAGCAGCCUCAACCGCAGCCGACGUACAACGCUAUGGUCUCUUCGCAAACGUUCCAACAGUCGCCUAAUGCUUCGUAUCAAAGUCCGUCGUCGAUUCCGGGUACCGGUACGGCAGCUUCCUAUUCCAGAACAAGCUCCGAAUACACGUCUUCGAACUUCAGCGACGUUAUGAAUAAUUAUAAUUCGAUGCACGUUGGUCUGCAGACGAACGGUUCGUUACCUCAGAGAAGUAAGCCUCAAAGGCCUACGUCUAGACAAGAAACACCCACCAAAGUGAUGCCCGGAUCCGUAGAUAUCCCUUCGGCGGACGGUUCGAUCGCUAUUAAAUAUUUAGACGCACAAUUCAGCGCGGCGUUGGACUUCAACGCAGCGGAUAACUUCGAUGGUACGGCUUCCGGCGCCGAUCAGUCCUCCGUCACGGCGGCCUUGUCUAACAAGUACUCGCAAAGCGUGGCAGCUAACGCGCCCCAACACGGUGACCUACCGUCCAUCAAUUCGUUCCAAGCCUCGCAGCAACCCAAACCGAAUCUUCCAUCUAGUACCAUUGCCUCGGUUUUGAGUCAAACUAACGAACUGUCGUCGGACGCAUCGUUACAGAACGACAAUAGCGUGUAUUCAUCGCAGACGAUAACUAAUUCGAGAAUGGCGCCGGCUAUGCAGGAUUUGAAGAGUACGAGCGAAGUAUCCUCGCUACCGUACGGUAUCUCGGAAGCGUACCAAUCGCAGCAACAGCCUCAGAGCUUUCAAAAGUCUACUAGCGUUUCGCAAACGUUUCGCGGAUCGACGUACGGACCUACGACUCCGAUAACGACGAGCGCCGGAAACGUGUACUCUGGUCAGCAACAGCAACAGGCCUCGCAGCCUACGCAACAGCAACAAACGCAGCAACAGACGCCUCAACCGCAACAACAACAGUCACAGAUCAGCGGUAGCGGCGUUUCGAGUGGCGGUAGCGGUACGGGAGCCGGCAGCGGCGCCGGUACAGCGUAUCCGACCAGUUCGACGUCUUUCUCGGUGUAUAGUAGUAAUAGUCAUAGCGUCGCGACGGCCACGCCGCCGCUACAUAAUUCCGUUUAUCAUAACAGCUCGUACCAUCCGUCGGUUACGGGCAGUUUUCCUUCGUACGUGUCGUAUCCGGGAUCGCUGAUGCAGCCGUAUCAGGGAGGCGCUGCCGGAUUAACCCAAGCUCCGUACCUGGGAACGCAGUAUGGCGGCCAAUCUUUGCCUAGUCUCGGCGCUACCUACGGAGCAGCACCGUUCCAUAGUAACUACGGCGUUAGCGGUAAUAUGCAAACUCCCGUAGCCACUUUACAACAAACCCAUAAGAUUUCCAGCUCGUUAUCGACCAGCGCCGCUGGAACGAAGGAUACGCAAUAUGAUAAUUUACAAAGUAUUACGUCGGCAUCUAGUAAUACGGCGAAUACGACUAGCGGUAGCGUGAUUAGCGGAUUAUCUCAACCGUCGUCGACGACGUCGUCAGCGAAAGUUACGUCUAGUUCAACUUCAGGUAGUAAAUCGAGCGGCAUGUUACCGAGCAUUCCACCCGGAGUAGCGCCUCUAUUAGGACCCCAAUAUAUUAUGAGUCAAGGUACCUUACCGCUGUAUCAGCCGGCGUUCACGUUAAAUUACGACGAUAUUCAGUAUUUGCAACGUGGAAUGCAUCCGCCUAUGCCUACGGGAUUCGUAGAUUUGCACUAUCCGGCAGCACCUCAAACGAAUUUGGCCGCAGCCGGACGCGAUACAUUGAGUGUUCCUUUCUCGACGAUAUCGGACGUAAGAUUCCCACGUCCGGAUAACACAACGUCUCCCGUACCUCCGGCGGCCGCAGCCGCAGCUAACGCAUCUCUAUCGCAACAGAAUACGGCGCCAACGCAUCAACAACCCCAUAUGCCAUUGUUGCAGACGUACGCGGCAGCUUAUAUCUAUCCAUCGUACCAGCAGUACACGACGCCAGUCUAUCAGGUGGCACCUACCGCAACGCCAGCCGCUCCCGGAUCGUCGAAUAACGCCGCUCUGACGGGAACGCCAUUCGCCAAAGCUCCUACCGGAUACAACUCGACCGGAUACGCGUCGCAAUACGACUCGUUGGGUAAUAACCAAGCUAACGUCGGAGAUUACACGAAAGGUAACUCGGCCAGCUCGUACUCGAACGCGCAGCAGUCCAGUAAAGCGAACCCUAACGCUAGUAACGUCUCCGGUCAAAAUGCCAACAGCGGUAACAGCGAUUUAUCUAUGUAUGGGAAGUCGCAUACGUCUUUGACGAAGUCAUACGACAAACAGACGUUCCAUUCGGGUACACCGCCACCGUUCACGAUGCCAGGUAGCGGACCAACUUCUAGUAAUUUGGGCAACGUGCCGAAUGUAAGCGCUGCGGCCGGAUAUGGUCCUCAGCUAUUUAUACCAAGUGUACCAUCAGCGGCUGCGGCCCAUCAGCAACAUCAUUUGCAUCAGAAUACACAUCAUCAGGACGGUGGAGAUAUUCGUAACAGUGGAAAUAGCGAAAGGAACUUCUUCUUGUCGUCGAAUCGGUCGACUUACCGCUGAAUAUCGUAAUACGCAAAUAUCGUCUUAACAUCCCGUUUAAUUGGUGCCCGUUUCAUGUGUGACAAACAUUUUGCAUAAAUUUUUCAUUCAAAAGGAUCACCUUUACACAAUACCUACUAUCUCUCGAAUCGCAAACGAUGCGAAAAAAUGGUUAUGAAAAAUAUCCAAGUUAAAUUAUUGAUAAUUUAUUAAUUUGAAAUUUUCGUCGAUUUGAAUAUACUAUUUUUGAUUUAUAUGUUGAAAAAAACAAAAUGAAAGUUGAAAUUUAUAUGUAUUUUGGAAAUGUAAUAAUACUGUGUUUUUGUUUUUGCUGUUUGUAAUGUUUUUUUCUCCCUCUCAUUCUCUUUUUUUGUCUUACGAUUUAUUUGUUCGUAUUAUUCUAUUAAUUGGAAGCUAAAAAAAAUUAAUUAGUGUACUAUAUUACUUAGAGGUAGUUAUUUUUAUAAAUUUAAUUACGCUGUUUGCGAUCGCAAUUAAAAAUACUAUUUACACAAAAGUGGUUUAUGUUUUGGGCUUUUAUAUACGCAAAACAAUAAUUUGUAUAAUACAUGUAGGAAAGGAUCGUUGAAAAUUAUAUAUAUUUUAUAUAUUUUUAGUUGUAUUUUUUUUAUGAAUAUUUAAUACUUGAGUAUAUAUACGAUUGAUAUAUAUAAUACAUUUUUUUUCUCUUC